AUGCCUGCUAAAAAAGCUGCUGCCGCUGCUGCUCCGGCCAAGGAAGCGAAGGAAAAGAAGCCUGCUGCCGCCCCCGCCCAUGCCUCAUACAAAGACAUGAUCAAGGAGGCCAUUCUGAACCUCAAGGAGCGCAAUGGAAGCAGUCGACAAGCGAUCAAGAAGUAUGUCAAGGCAAACAACAACGUCACGGUCACCUCCGAGACUCAAUUCGACUCCAUUUUCAACAAGGCACUGAAAACUGGUGUUGAGAAGGGUGACUUCCAACAGCCCAAGGGUCCCUCUGGUCCUGUCAAGCUGGCGAAGAAGGAAGCCAAGCCCGCUGAGAAGAAGACUGUGAAGAAGGAGAAGGCCCCCAAAGAGACCAAAGAGCCCAAAGAAACCAAAGAAGCAAAACCAAAGGCGCCCAAAACUAAGACUGUGGCUAAGCCCAAGUCAGCGACUACCAAAGCGAAGAAAGCGACCACCCCAAAGAAGGCCGCCGCCGCCGCUAAGCCCAAGGCCAACACCGCUACUAAGAGAGCACCCAAGACUAAGACCAAGACUGAAGCACCUGCCCCUGCUGUCACUGAAGCCCCCACUGUUCUGAAGAAGACCAAGUCAGGGCGCGUCACCAAGCAAAAGACCACUACAGGUGCGAAGAAGGUGACGCCCAAGAAGGCAGCGACAACAAAGAAAGCCACCGCCGCGAAGCCGGCAUCGGCAGGGGCUUGA
Molecule: messenger RNA, 711 nt
Organism: Cladophialophora psammophila CBS 110553
Lineage: Eukaryota; Fungi; Ascomycota; Eurotiomycetes; Chaetothyriales; Herpotrichiellaceae
Product: histone H1/5
Exons: 7
Coding region: 1-711 (236 amino acids)
Biological process (GO): chromosome condensation; negative regulation of DNA recombination; nucleosome assembly
Cellular component (GO): nucleosome; nucleus
Molecular function (GO): structural constituent of chromatin; nucleosomal DNA binding; double-stranded DNA binding
Source: RefSeq, a predicted model, not a curated record